Syngnathus typhle (broad-nosed pipefish) is the source of this 2346-nucleotide messenger RNA. RefSeq lists its product as uncharacterized. The transcript is spliced from 6 exons. The coding region runs from base 114 to 1235 and encodes 373 amino acids. The record is from RefSeq and is a predicted model, not a curated record. NCBI's taxonomy places the organism in Eukaryota, Metazoa, Chordata, Actinopteri, Syngnathiformes, Syngnathidae.
AAGAAUUUGGAACGGUCGAUAAGGAAGUUAAGGAGACAGCUCAACUAAUUUUGGCAGCGGAUAAACAAAAUUGAAGUCCCGAUAAACAAACUACCACACCGAGUGGUCCACUGAUGGCCAACAACAGUGGAGACAACAGCCGCCAUGCUGAAGACAACGAGGACACUAAUUACCGGGAUGCCUCCGAACCUGCGACUGGGACAUAUGAUGGCCCAUCGUUGUCUCCUGCCAUACACAAGAAGCAUAAAAAAUUAAUCCUGCAUGUGGAUUUAAACAACACCAUUCUGGUGUCCGACUCAGUCAGAUGUCAAGGGACAGAGGCUGCCCUGGAUUAUUUUAUGACGACUGUUACAUGGGGCAAAAUGAGCAAAGGCAAGUGGAAAUGGUUGAGUGACUCUCCUUCUCUACUUCCGCCAUGUGAUGAUGCCAUCAACUACUACUCUCAGUUUGGAGCAUCUCCCAUGUUCACCUCCGUUGCAGGUAAACGCUUUCGUGGAAUUCUGGAGGAACAUCUGAACCUGCUCCGCUGGCCUGAAGGUGUAAAGGGAGACAGCGAGCUGACAACAAAGGCAAUGAAUGGCCGACUCUACCACUGGAUCCUUCCCUCCUUUUUCCAGUUGCUCAAAGACCUGACGCAGCAAGGCACCGAGUUUGCCAUCCACUUUCGUACCUUUGGAUGCGACUUACCUCGUGUGUUAAAUGCUGUAUCCAAAGCACUGAGCCAGGGUGUUCAUCCCCUGUUUCCUGAUCUCCCUGAUUUGAAGUUAAGUGUGAAUAAGACACCAGGGAAGAUCCGCUGCAAUUCGAAGGGGGUUCUUCUGACCAGAGGCGCAGAGCGGCUGUCGUCCCGCGAUGGCGAGAGAGGCCUCUACCAAUUCUUUAGUGGCGCAAAUGGACUCGGAGGCUUCCAGGAUGACUACCAAUGGUGGAUGAUGAAGAAGUUCUCCAUCCAGGGUGGGAAGCCGCUGUGGGUGGACCCCUUUGACGAGCAUGUUCAGCACAUCUUCAUAGAUGACAACAUAAGACAGAAUGACAAGGAUACCGUCAUCCAUCCCAAGGUUUUCAUGGAGCCAGGCGGCUCGGACACUCGCACAGCCUGUGUCUCAGAGUUUUAUGACGUCGCCUUGAUCCAGACCGACCUCCUCAAGGCCAUUUCUGAGCCCGACUACUUCACGCGCCGUGUCCACAUCUGCCAGGAGAAUUAUGAGAAGAAUAUCCAGCAGAGCUCAGGCUAGAGCACAGCUGGACAACUUGUAACCACUUCUGCUCUUGAAGAACUCCUAUUCAGGGUACCAUUUUCUCAGGGCUGUGAUGUUUAACUUGCUUUGUUGUUCAAAAAAAGAGUAAUGAUAAAAAUAUUCCCCAGAAACUAAAUAUCAGGUAUCAGCAGCACAUUCCUAUAUAGUACAUUGAGACAAGACCAAGUAAACGAAUUGUAAGUCAACAAAUUUGAGGGACUACCUUUCAGCAGAGGCUUUGUGAAUAAUGCAUCUUGGCAAGAAUUAUGCAAACUCUCUAAUUGGGGUCAAAUGGAGUCAAGCGCCCCUUUAGUCAGAGCUGAUUUAAUCCAUUACUUGAGUAUAAAAUUCUCUGAUGAGGUUUUUAAGCCAAUAUUGGUGCCAACACCCAAUAAAAGAAGAGGCAGGCCAUUUAAAUUCUCAUUCACACAUUCUGACAUGAUUUUUUGUCAAUGAAUGACGCACUCUUUGGUUGCACAUCACUUUUACUAGCUUUUGUGAUGUGCAAUGUUAAAUGCACUGUGACCCACCAUUAGGUUGAGCAGGUGUUAGGGACGCUUUUAAAUAAUUUUACUUUUUUUUACGUCUUAACACAAACUGACUGCACAUUUACCGAGUGGUUGUUCGUAGUACUGAUUACUGUAUAAUAUGAUGGGUGUUUAUAACAAGUUUAUAUUUCUGCCAGGGAGAUGUUUUAUUGGCAGUUUAUUUAUUGCUGAGUAGUUAGAGACUAAAAAACAACAACCACAAAAACUUUGUGGUGUAGUGAAUUUGUAGCCAAAGAUUUUUUUGCAUGAUGGAGCUUUUUAUUUUUUUGAAAACAUUGUCCUGAACAUUUAUUUUGCAAGAAGUGCGGAUCUACUACAAAGGUGUAAAAUUUGAGGCACAUACAAAUCAAGGUUGUUUGGCCUCAGUUCAUGCUUCACUCUACUGAUGACUUCGACAUUAACAUUCAAUCGCAUGAAACAUUUGUUUGACUGCUUCUUCAGCAUGCAUUUUUUUUGGUAUGCUUCUGUUACAUCAAGCUAUUGUAUUUACUGUCGUUACAAUAUGUCUGAUGUCUAUUAAUAAUGUGUGACAAUCAUUAAACAUUUGUUUUUAAAUGAGA